Radiomyces spectabilis is the source of this 912-nucleotide messenger RNA. RefSeq lists its product as uncharacterized. The record is from RefSeq and is a predicted model, not a curated record. NCBI's taxonomy places the organism in Eukaryota, Fungi, Mucoromycota, Mucoromycetes, Mucorales, Radiomycetaceae. The transcript has a single exon. The coding region runs from base 215 to 472 and encodes 85 amino acids.
AUUCUAGCCUUUUUAUUCAAUAACGGAGAAUUGUAUGAGUGGAUCGUUGUAAUUGUAUUUUAGAUGGGUGCAGUAUAAUGUAAGCUUAAAGUCAGCUCAGCCCUAGGGUUUUUGCCCUGUCUGGUUGCGAAUGAGCCAACACUGUCAACUUUAAGCUUUUACACACCAACCAUCGGAUGCCCUUUGGUACGUUAUACUGUAUAAAAUACACUGAAUGAAUAAUUAUGCCUCUACUUUGACCUGUUUGUUUUGUUACCUAGUACCCAUCACUUCUUCACACAUACGUCGAUUAUCAGAUAGGGCAAACUUGUUUGACUCAAUGGUUUAUCGGCGGGUCAGUCGGACAAUUAAAAUCUAUUUUUAUUUACUAAAUCGGAUUUUCUCUGCAAACCAUCUGCAUCAUUGGGUCGCCUCAGCGCUCGUUAUCAUAUUCUUUAUGGCACCCAUGGUACCCAUGAAAAUCUCAUUAUAGUGCCCAAAUGCUUUGAAAGUCAUCAUUAUUUCCUUUGAUAACACAAAUUUUCCAUGUUUCUGCCCUUAUUCGAUCUUUAUGUUUUUUAAAUACAUUAGAAAAACCUUUCUAUUGCUCGCGUCUUCUUGCUGCAGACGCACGGAAUCAGACACAGUAAAUACGAUUUGUAUCGUGCAGCAACUUUUUCAGAGUUUUUAUCGCCAUCGUGUAAUACGGGCAAUUAGUUAUCUAUCCAUCUGCUAUAUUGAUUGUUUCUAUUUCUGUGUGCAUUUGUUGCCAUGACGGCAUGUUGGAGAAAUCCUCAGCUGAACUGUUUAAUAGGUGCUGCGUUUAACAUUGAUGGCAGAAUUUCUAGCACAAUUGCAGAUGUUGCACCAGAAUUCUCAAAUUUUUCAUGGUCACAUGCAGUCCUGGACCUUGUUUUCAGCGCUUCCAAAACG